GUGCAUGUGCGUGUGUGCGUGUGUGUGUUGUUUGUGUGUGCGUGUGCGUGCAUGUGCGUGUGUGUGUGUGUGUGUUUGUGUGUGCGCGUGUGUGUGUGUGCAUGUGUGUGUGUUUGACAAAAGGAAGAGAGUGAGAAACAAAGACAGUUAGCGUGCCAGGUCAUUUCCUUUUCAAACUUAUUAGACAAAGGAGAAUAAUAUAGGUCUGACUAAAGAUAAGAGAAGAAAACAAGGAGAAUGAUGAAGACAUUUGCAUGUGAUGAUUCAAUGAUCAUCACCAUUCCCAUUGGGAGUCUGAGGGAUGCUGGAGAGAGACAACUGAUGCCAGAGAAAUUCCAGUGUGUGUACAAAGAUUCCUACAAGAUCUUUGUUAUUAAGGGAAAACCCAAACCUCUUGGAGCAGCCCAGGCCAUCGCUGGUGUGUUCAUUGUUGCACUUGGUCUGAUUUUUUCUCAUCUAGAAAACACCCGGUUCUACACUUUACCUAGUAUUCUGUUUGUGGUCUGUGGUAUGCUGUCCUAUGCUGCUGGAAAAUCUCCAAACAUACAUGUGACAAAGCUGUCAUUCUCUCUGAACAUCGUCAGCUUCUUCUGGUCAGUUGCGGCAGUUUGUCUCUGCAUGAUCGAUUUUCAUUUUUCAACAAAAGAGAGCUUGUACAAUCCCAAGGUCCACAAAGGAAUCAAAGGACUGAUCAUGACUCUGCUGUUUUUUGAAAAGUUAAUAGCCAUUUUCUUGAUCUACUGGCUAAGUAAAGCUGUAUGCAGACAACAUUUCAACACUUUGCCCAUCAUCCUGCUGAAACAGGGAGACUGAAGGCUUGAUAGAGCUCAACAUACAACCAACCACUUAUUUACAGUACAUGGUACUUCUGUGUUGUAUCAAAAGUGCAUAACAGCCUAUCAGUGUCAUGCAGGUUACUCCUUGAUUUACAACAUGCAAAUGAUGUGAAAAAGAAUAUACGAAUAACUCACUUCUUGAAUAUAGAUGACCUUUAUUUUGUAUGUGUACAUCUAUUGUUUCAUAAUUUCAUAACAUAGGCCAUCACUGACAUUCUGUACUCCAGAAUUAAUUUAGAUUCCUAAAGCCUGGAGAAUGUUGUAUUAUCUCAACUCAUGAAAUAUUAGAUCAUCUAAAAACGUAUUGUAUGUUAAUGAUUGUGUGCUUUUAUUCUGUGCUCUGUGAAUCACUUUGUAACCUUUUUUCGGGCAAAUAAAGGGGAUUAUUAUUU
Etheostoma cragini (Arkansas darter) is the source of this 1228-nucleotide messenger RNA. RefSeq lists its product as uncharacterized. Gene Ontology annotation, cellular component: membrane. The record is from RefSeq and is a predicted model, not a curated record. Lineage: Eukaryota; Metazoa; Chordata; Actinopteri; Perciformes; Percidae. The transcript has 7 exons. The coding region runs from base 238 to 813 and encodes 191 amino acids.